Messenger RNA from Haliaeetus leucocephalus (bald eagle), 1321 nucleotides. It is a transcript of the gene GKAP1, whose product is annotated as G kinase anchoring protein 1. The transcript is spliced from 12 exons. The record is from RefSeq and is a predicted model, not a curated record. Gene Ontology annotation, biological process: signal transduction. The coding region runs from base 96 to 1193 and encodes 365 amino acids. Gene Ontology annotation, cellular component: Golgi apparatus. Lineage: Eukaryota; Metazoa; Chordata; Aves; Accipitriformes; Accipitridae.
GAUCCAUGGUUGUGGUCUGAUCAGAGUCUGAACAUCAGCAUCAGGAAACGUAAUAACUAAAAAGAAGCCAGCUCAGUAGAAUUUCAGAUGUGGCAAUGGCAUCUACCGUAAUCAGUUCGGUUCCUACCACUGCAUCUCGUUUUGCUUUACUACAAGUUGAAAGCGAUUCUGAUUCGGAGCCUGGAAAAGGAAGAAGUGGCCGAGGUGCCAGUAAAUCUCAGGCUUCAGGGGGACGAUCUUCUACAAGUGAGAAAAAAAGAAAGAAAAGGAGAAAAAAGAAAGAACAGCAGCAGAGUGAGGCCAAUGAGCUCAGAAACCUUGCUUUUAAAAAGAUCCCUCAGAAAUCUUCAUAUGGCGGCUGUCUAUCUCAGCAUGAACAAAAACUGCACACUGCAGUGCAGAAGGACUCUCAGGAGGAAAAUUGGCAGGAGUGGAGACAAAGAGAUGAGCAGCUGACAUCUGAAAUGUUUGAAGCUGAUCUUGAAAAAGCAUUGCUGCUAAGCAAACUGGAAUAUGAAGAGCACAAAAAGGAAUAUGAAAACGUUGAAAAUACUUCACCUCAGUCAAAGUCUGUGAAUAAGAAAAAGAACCAGCAAGGAAAAGACAAACCUCUCACUGUGUCUCUGAAAGACUUUCAGUCAGACAGUAAUAUAGAUAACCUUGCUAAAAAACAUGAGGAACUGAACUCUUCCCAGUCUUCGUUGCAUGAUGGAGGAUUUUUCAACAGGCUGGAAGAUGAUGUUCACAGAAUACUUGAAAGAGAGAAAAGGAGAGUCCAGCCCACUGAUUACGGUGAAACAGAUAACUGCACAUCUCGUGAAUACAACCAGGAGAGUGUUUUGAAAGAUGGAAAAACAGAACGACUAAAGCUCGAGCUUGAAAAGAAAGAUGCAGAAAUUGAGCAACUGAAAAAUACAAUAACUCAGUGGGAGACAAAGUAUAAAGAAGUAAAAGCAAGAAAUGCACAGCUUCUGAAGAUGAUGCAAGAAGGUGAAAUGAAGGACAAAGCAGAAAUACUUCUACAGGUUGAUGAAUCUCAAAUUAUCAAAAAUGAAUUGACCGUACAGGUAACUGUACUUCAUGCUGCAUUAGAGCAAGAAAGAUCCAAAGUGAAGCUACUGCAGGCAGAAUUAACGAAAUACCAGAGUGGGAAAAAAGGGAAAAAGCACUCUGAAUCUGACCAGUGCAGGUGAUCUCCUCUGCCACCAGAUUCAAGGCAAAGAACCAUAAAAUCUUUCUUCAGGGUUUUGCAGAAAUUUAUAUACUUGUUGCACAACUGCUCAACUAUGCAGUUUUUGAAGAGAAAUUAACAAUUACUAGU